Messenger RNA from Girardinichthys multiradiatus, 1576 nucleotides. It is a transcript of the gene sgk2b, whose product is annotated as serum/glucocorticoid regulated kinase 2b. The record is from RefSeq and is a predicted model, not a curated record. Gene Ontology annotation, molecular function: protein serine/threonine kinase activity; ATP binding. Lineage: Eukaryota; Metazoa; Chordata; Actinopteri; Cyprinodontiformes; Goodeidae. Bases 270 to 1394 code for a protein of 374 amino acids. Gene Ontology annotation, biological process: protein phosphorylation. The transcript has 11 exons.
UGGAUUUCUUACACAAACUUGUUUCCACCCAGAAACCCUGCCAACACCUGGGCACCCAGAAACCACUGAAGAGACAAAGCAAGCUGAGGAGACAGAAGGAGGAGGAAGCUAUCUCUGGCCCGUUGAACUCAGAGGCCUCACACAGUCAAUUGAGAAGCACAGUGAAGGUCCAUGGGAGGGUCCCCUAAUUGGCUCCUAACCUUGUGAGCCCACGUCACAGGUUAUGGCAUUAGCAAUUAUGAGGGUUUCCUGAAGAAAAAAACAGGAUUAUGUUAUUUUGUGGCCACGUUCAGUAUUUAGUAUUACCGCUCUAUUUGUAUUACAAGCAUUUAUACAUUUCUUGUUAUUUACCACUGUUUUCUGUCAUUGUCUUGAUCAGGGUGAAACCAUCAGACUUUGACUACCUCAAAGUUAUUGGCAAAGGAAGCUUUGGAAAGGUGUUGUUGGCAAGACACAGAAAACAAGGAGGUUACUACGCAGUUAAAAUUCUGGACAAGCAGAUGAUCAUCAAGAGGAAAGGGCAAAGGCACGUGAUGGUUGAAAGGAACGUACUGCUGAAGGGACUAAACCAUCCAUUCCUGGUGGGGCUUCAUUUCUCCUUCCAGACACCAAAGACACUCUACUUUGUCCUGGACUUUGUAAACGGAGGAGAGCUGUUUUACCACCUGCAGAGAGAGGGUUCAUUUCCAGAACCCCGAGCUGCUUUCUACGCUGCAGAGAUAGCUGCUGCACUUGGCUACCUUCACUCUCUAAGCAUCGUUUACAGAGACCUCAAACCAGAAAACAUCCUGCUGGACGGCCAGGGUCACGUGAUGCUAACAGACUUUGGUCUUUGUAAAGAAGGUGUGGCUGUCGGUGGGAUUACACACACCUUCUGUGGGACCCCAGAGUAUCUGGCUCCGGAGGUUCUUCUAGGCCAGCCAUACAGCCUAGCUGUGGACUGGUGGGGACUUGGAGCUGUGCUGUUUGAGAUGCUCUCUGGACUGCCUCCAUUUUACAGCCGCAGCAGACUAGAGAUGUUAGAAAAUAUCCUGUAUUCUCCUCUGCGGCUGCCCAGCGGCCUGUCUGAAGGUGCCAUAGCACUGUUAAAAGGGUUGUUAGAAAGGAACAUCUCAAGGCGCUUAGGCCAGAGACUUGACGUUGAGGAGCUGAAGGAGCAUUGCUUCUUUGCUUCUAUCAACUGGGAUGACCUCGUAGCCAGAAAAGUUAGGCCCCCGUUCAUCCCUAAAGUGACCGGUCCUGAUGAUGUAUGCUACAUCGCUCCUGAGUUCUGGCUGCAGCCUGUCCCUGCCUCCCUGAACGAGAGGGUCGAGGCAGCGGCAGCCAGUGUGACGUUUCCUGAGUUCUCCUACAUGAACCCAGCAGAGAACGUAGUUGCAGAGGCAGUUUUAUAAGCCCACCAAAUCCUCAGGAAGUGUGAUUGUUGAAAUAUAUUUUUUUCUAAAGGUAUAUAUAUUAUUUAUUGUAAUUUCUAUUUUUUUGUACUUGAACAGAAUAUGCAAUCCCUGACAUGGCAAUUUGCAGCAUGCUUCAUUUGUUGUUCCUGAAUAAAUAGUGAUAUAUUUUUAACUUUUCA